Molecule: messenger RNA, 1287 nt
Organism: Raphanus sativus (radish)
Lineage: Eukaryota; Viridiplantae; Streptophyta; Magnoliopsida; Brassicales; Brassicaceae
Product: FHA domain-containing protein FHA2
Exons: 3
Coding region: 175-1110 (311 amino acids)
Biological process (GO): regulation of ribosomal protein gene transcription by RNA polymerase II
Cellular component (GO): nucleus
Molecular function (GO): sequence-specific DNA binding; protein binding
Source: RefSeq, a predicted model, not a curated record
CGGAUUAGAAAAGUCAAACCGCAUUAACUCCAAAAUUCGCUCCUUCCUAUCUAAACCUCGAAUCAACCAAUCCUCCCAUCCAAACACACAUCUCCUCCUCCCUCUCCCCAAAACCACGAUCAAAUUCAAUUUCAAAGCCAUCGCCAAAACCAAAAUUCAAAUCAAACUCCUCUCAUGGCGACGACGACAUCCAUCGAGAGCAGCGACGCGGAGGUCGGAUUCGCGAAGCUCCAGGGCGAAGAUUUCGAAUACUACAUGCAGACCUACUCGAUCAUCCUCGGCCGCAACUCGAAGAAAUCAACCGUGGACGUCGACCUCUCCUCUCUCGGCGGCGGGAUGAACAUCUCCCGGAACCACGCGCGGAUCUUCUACGACUUCGCGCGCCGCAGGUUCGCGCUCGAGGUACUCGGGAAGAACGGGUGCCUCGUCGAAGGCGUCCUCCAUCUCCCCGGGAACCCUGCGGUCAAGCUGGAUUCGCAGGAUCUGCUUCAGAUCGGUGAUAAGGAGUUUUACUUCCUGUUGCCUGUGAGGAGCAUCCUUGGUGGGCCUAGGGGGGUUGUUGCUGGGCCGGUUGGGGCUUACUACCAUCAGUACGGGCCUGGGCCUGGGAAGAGAGGUGGGCGGGGAAGAGACUACUUUGAAGAAGAGUAUGAUGAUGAUGAUGAUGAUGAUGAUGAUGAUGAUGAUGAUGGUGAUGAUGAUAUGAGGAGGAGUGGGAAGAGCUCAAGGAGAGAUGGAUAUGAGAGGAAGGGAGAGGGAAGAACAAGGGCGGAUAGGGAAGCGGAUGAUCAGCAAGUUUUGCAGCUCGAGGAAAAAGAUGUUGUGUCAUCUGUUGCCACUGUGCUUUCUGAUUCGUGUGGUCCAGGAGAGUACAUGGCUAUGGAGAAGCUUCAUUCUGUGAUGCUGGAGAAUUAUGGGAACAUAUGGCAUCACAGUCGUGUAAGGAGAUACCUAACACCUGAGAACUGGGCAGUUCCAGAGGCAAAGGGUAAAGCGUGGUACGGACUGCUGAUGCUACUGAGGAAAUACCCAGAGCAUUUCGUUAUCAACACUAGGUCAAAGGGCAGGGUCACUCAUGAGUUUGUUUCCCUUGUCUCGCUUCUCUCCUGAAACCACAUCCCUUUUAUUUUACUUUUUUUUUCCCUGAACAUCAAGUGAUACCACAUCCCAUGAUAGAUUAUAAAAAAUCAUGUGCUUGUUAGUGCAGGAAGUUUCCUACUUUUUUAUGUAAAUAAGAUAGUGUCAGAGGUUAGAUUUGGAUGGCUCACUGAAACUAGUCUUUUUUUU